AUGGGGAAGAUUUGCAACAAGUUGAAGGAACCGGAUCCGUGGCCAGACCAGUUUGCAGAAUCCAUGAAAGGCAGACAGGAAAAUAUUACGAAGAAAUUGAAGGAGUUCAGACUCAAGAGCACCUCGGACGAGCAAACGUUUAAGGCAGCCUUCUCUCCUCUCAUGAAGACAGCAUUAGCAGGCCUUGCAGAUGAUUCCGCGACCUCUCCUUCGUCCUCCGCAGUCCCCAUUCACGUCCCCUUUCUGGGACCCGAAGGACAGCCGUAUUGCGACGGCCUUGUCAAUCUUAUGCGACAAUCGGAUACUCUGACAUUCGCCUACGAUCAGCUUUCAGGACGAGGGCCACAGACGUCCCGUCUGCAGGACAUCAGGACAUCUUUCGAAAAGGACAAGGAGGUGGCAGUGGCCACACUCGAAGCUGGAAAACAGGUAGCAAAGAUUGAGAUCGAGAGACUUCUCGCGGACAAGUUUCAGGAGGUUCGAACACCGCAUGACCUUACGGCAGACGACAUGAACAAGGGCCGACUGCUCCUAUCAAGGGGCGCAGUCAAUAACACGUCCCUCAAACAGCCGUUGGGAUGGGGUAAUGUGGCUCGAGACACGGAGAGGGCAAUGGAGAACCUCUGCUGUGCAGGUCAAGGGAAUGGCAGAAACCAUUAG
Molecule: messenger RNA, 660 nt
Organism: Capronia epimyces CBS 606.96
Lineage: Eukaryota; Fungi; Ascomycota; Eurotiomycetes; Chaetothyriales; Herpotrichiellaceae
Exons: 2
Coding region: 1-660 (219 amino acids)
Source: RefSeq, a predicted model, not a curated record